UUGCCGUCAAAAUGAGAUUAAUUGAGACAGUUUUUCUGCUUUCCUUCACUUUUAACUGCAUUUUUGGGGCCACAGACAAAGUCGUGUGCUAUUACGAAAGCUGGACCGACGAAUCGCAAUUCAAAGUUGACGAAAUCGACGUCGAUAUUUGCACUCACGUUAAUUUCGCGUUUUUGCGUUUGAACGAUGAUGGGACUUUUCGCUUCGAUGGUGGAGCCGAUGACAGCGGUUUAGUCAAAUUUGGAGCUUUAAAAUCGAAAAAUCCAAACGUGAAGUUAUUGAUAACUGUGGGCGGUUGGACGGAAGAUUCGGCCGCAUUUUCGCACGUUGCGUCCGACGACCACAAAAAAUUGAAACUGGCGACGACUGUGGUCAACUACAUGCGAAAGUACGGCCUGGACGGGGUGGACCUGGACUGGGAAUACCCGGGCAAACAUGGGGGAAAACCCGAGGAUAAAGAAAAUUACGUGGGUUUGCUUCAAGUCAUUCGUAACACCUUGGACGAAAACGGGGGCGGUGUAUUGACAAUUGCGGUUUCCUCAGUCCCUGACCCAAGCGUCUACAACGUAAAUUCGCUCUCAAAAAUCGUUGAUUUUAUCAAUGUCAUGACGUUUGAUUUCCACGGAUCCACGGCCAGUGAUAACAAAACCGGGGCCAAUUCGCCCCUUUAUGCCUCCUCAAGUGACUCCGAGUGGGAAAAAAAUUAUGCAAACUGUGACGCUUCGCUUAACAAUUGGCUAAACAGUGGGGCAAACCCUUCGAAAUUAAUCCUAGGUUUAGGCUUCUACGGGCACGUUUUCCAACUUGUCGACCCUAGACAACACUCAACCGGGUCACCCGCCAAUGGGGCCGAUCCCAACUACACGUCGUACUAUAAAAUUUGCAAUUUGACCGAUGGCUGGACCGCAGCCUGGGACGACGAGCAACAAGUGCCUUACAUUUAUUCCGAAAAGGAGUGGAUAAGUUACGACAACCCCAAAUCGAUCGCAGUCAAAGUACAAUAUGCCAAAAGUCGCAAUUUGGGCGGAGUUAUGCUGUAUGCGGUCAAUGAUGACGACAAAAGUGCGAUUUGUGGCGAGAAAAACCCUUUAUUAAGCGCUAUUAAAGCAAAUUUGUAAUGUAAUUAAUUAUA
Tribolium castaneum (red flour beetle) is the source of this 1132-nucleotide messenger RNA. RefSeq names its product acidic mammalian chitinase. NCBI's taxonomy places the organism in Eukaryota, Metazoa, Arthropoda, Insecta, Coleoptera, Tenebrionidae. Gene Ontology annotation, cellular component: extracellular region. Gene Ontology annotation, molecular function: chitin binding; chitinase activity. Gene Ontology annotation, biological process: carbohydrate metabolic process; chitin catabolic process. The transcript is spliced from 7 exons. Bases 12 to 1118 code for a protein of 368 amino acids. The record is from RefSeq and is a predicted model, not a curated record.